AUACGGUGCAGUAAAUCGCUGGCAUUGACCCAUUUAACAACAAAUAGUCGGACUAUUUUCUUUGAUAUUCCUCGAGUUAAUGCAUUUUCCAAUUACUUGCAUAUUAAUUAUUUGCAUUUCGUGAGUGUUUGUCGGCGUAUAUUGAAGAUUGACUCACAACACCCGCCAGAAGCCACAAAGACUUUAUUUUCAAGUUUCAAUAUCAACUUUGAGUUAUAAUAACGAUGACUACUGUAGCCCCAGCCACUUGCUGCACUUCCCUUCUAGGGUCUAGUGAAUCUGAAACGGGAGUGCCUACUAUGUUGUCCGACAUUGAUCAAUUGCCCUCAAUUCAAUUGGGUGAUUUUAAGCUGGAAUUUGAGCUUGGAGAUCCCACGGCCCAGACCAAAGAGGUGGCCCUUAAGGAGCUACGUGAGACUCCUGAGCGCCAAAAGGAGGCCACAAAGGAAUUGAAACGUUUAUUGGAAGCUGAAACCGAUCUCUUGUGUCCUAAGGAUAAUGAAGAGUGGUUGAUACGUUUUUUGCGUCCCUGCAAGUAUUAUCCAGAAAGUGCGCGUGAUUUGAUCAAGCGUUACUAUGCCUUUAAGGUGAAGCAUGCAGAUGUUUAUACUGAUUUGAAACCUUCAAGGGAAUCCAAUAUCUUUAAACACAAUAUCCUAACCGUAUUUCCAAAUAGAGAUCAAUGUGGUCGUCGUAUAUUGGUUCUGGAACUGGGCAAGCGCUGGAAGCAUAAACAAGUCUCACUGGAGGAGGUAUUCAAGGGAGCUGUGAUCUUUUUGGAGGCCGCCAUGUUGGAACCCGAGACACAGAUCAAUGGAGCUGUCGUUAUCUUCGAUAUGGAUGGCUUGAGUCUACAGCAGACAUGGCAAUUUACACCACCAUUUGCCAAACGUAUUGUCGACUGGCUACAGGAUUCUGUGCCAUUGCGUAUCAAGGCCAUUCACAUUGUGAAUCAACCGAAAAUUUUCAAUGUGGUCUUUGCUCUGUUUAAGCCUUUCCUGCGCGAAAAACUUCGCAAUCGAAUUAUUUUCCAUGGCACCGAUCGCGAUUCCCUACACAAGUAUAUGUCUCCGAAAUGUCUGCCCUCUUGUUAUGGUGGCAUUCUGGAACUGAAACGUGUCGAUGGCGAUCAAUGGUAUGAAUUGUUACUCAUGUGCGAUGCCGAAUUCGAUGCCAUCAAUUCGUAUGGCUAUAAAAAGAAGUGAAUAGUUUUUGCGUCAGGGGGAAAGACAAAGGAAGAGAAGAGCAGACGAGAUGAGGAGAGCACGUGAUCUACAGCAAGUGAUAAUUUCCCAUAAUAUUCGAUUCCAAAAUCCAAAAGUUAGACAUAUCUAUGUAAUAAGCAUGUCCAGUAAGUGAAAUACCGCCUAAAGUUUGCCUCCCUUAGUCUUAAGUCAAAUGAACAAUAUUUUCCCGCAUGAAAAAACAAAAUGUUUUAUAAAUUUUUGCAAAAUAUUAAAACAUAUACAUAUAUAUAUAUAUACAUAUAAAAAUAUUACAUACAUUUAAAACGGGUUUAAGCAUAUUUAUAUUAUGUUAUUGUAAUAAAUUUCGAAAACUGUUAUACUUUGAAA
Drosophila willistoni is the source of this 1574-nucleotide messenger RNA. RefSeq names its product alpha-tocopherol transfer protein-like. Bases 225 to 1205 code for a protein of 326 amino acids. Gene Ontology annotation, cellular component: membrane. Lineage: Eukaryota; Metazoa; Arthropoda; Insecta; Diptera; Drosophilidae. The record is from RefSeq and is a predicted model, not a curated record. Gene Ontology annotation, molecular function: phosphatidylinositol bisphosphate binding. The transcript has 5 exons.